Messenger RNA from Cajanus cajan (pigeon pea), 2289 nucleotides. RefSeq lists its product as uncharacterized. Gene Ontology annotation, molecular function: protein binding. The record is from RefSeq and is a predicted model, not a curated record. Lineage: Eukaryota; Viridiplantae; Streptophyta; Magnoliopsida; Fabales; Fabaceae.
ACAUAAGCUAAAGAUACUACCUUGUGGUUCAAAAUCCUAAACCCUCGUUGCAAAAAUAACAAUCCAAAACCCUCACCAGAUUAUGCAACGAAGGAGCAAGUUGUUUCUGACAUCGAUGGUGUUUUAAAACAAAAGAGUGAUUUUGAAUGCAUCGAAGAAUACCCUUUCUCUCUCGGUUUCGUCUUCUUCGUCACAAUGAUACUUUCUCUCAUUCCCUUUUCAAGUUCUGUCAUUGCUCCCCAGUCCCUACCGCAAACUCCGACGAAACUGAGAAGCACACCCACUUAUUGAUUUCCAUGAGAAACCUAUGCAGGUCAGGUAAAGUCAAAAACGUUGAUAAAGCUUUGGACUUGUUUAAUGGCAUGACCAAAAUGAAGCCUUUGCCUUCUGUGAAGGCCUUCUCUUUGUUUUUAGGGUUUAUUGUGAGGUUGAAGCAUUACCCCACUGCCAUAUCUUUAGUUAAACACAUGGUUUCUUCUCUAGGCAUAGAAGCUGACACCAUUACUCUUAAUAUUGUCAUCAAUUGUCUUUGCCAUUUGAAGUUGAUAGCUUUUGGGUUCUCUGUCUUGGGUACUAUGUUCAAACGUGGUUUGGAGCCCACUGUGAUGACUCUUACCACUCUCAUUAAUGGGCUUUGUGUGCAAGGCGAUGUGGCUCAGGCAGUGAGGCUGGCUGAUCAUAUGGAAAAAAUGGGGUAUCCCUUAGAUGUUUACUCAUAUGGGGUGGUGAUCAAUGGGUUGUGUAAGAUGGGAGACACUUCGGCGGCAGUUGGGUGGCUAAGGAAGAUUGAGGAAAGAAAUUGGAAAGCUAAUGUGGUAGUUUACAGCACAAUUAUUGAUAGUUUGUGCAAGGAUGGAUUGGUUUCUGAGGCGUUAAAUUUGUUCUCGGAAAUGGGUGGCAAAGGUGUUCGUCCUAAUCUUGUCACUUACACUUGCUUGAUUCAAGGUCUUUGCAAUUUUGGAAGAUGGAAAGAGGCUGGUUCUCUCCUGGAUGAGAUGGUGAAAACGGGGAUGAUGCUGGAUUUGCAAACUCUCAAUAUUUUAGUGGAUGCUUUCUGCAAAGAAGGAAAACUGAUGCAGGCCAAAAGUGUGAUUGGUUUUAUGAUUCUGAUGGGGGAGGAGCCAGAUGUGUUUACCUAUAAUUCAUUGAUUCAUAUAUAUUGUUUGCAAAAUAAAAUGAAUGAGGCCAUGAGAGUAUUUAAUUUAAUGGUUGGCAGGGGCUGUUUACCGGACAUUGUGGUUUUUACAUCACUCAUCCAUGGAUGGUGUAAGGACAAAAACAUUAAUAAGGCUAUGCAUCUGUUGGAUGAAAUGGGUAAGAUGGGAUUUGUUCCUGAUGUUGCAACUUGGACCACUCUUAUAGGUGGGUUUUGUCAAGCAGGUAGACCAAUAGCUGCAAAAGAACUGUUUUUUAGUAUGCACAAAUAUGGUCAAGUUCCCAAUCUCCAGACUUGUGCCGUUAUAUUGGAUGGCCUUUGUAAAGGAAAUCUUCUUGCCGAGGCGGUGUCAUUGGUUGAGGCACUGGAGAAGAGUAAUUUGGAUCUUAAUAUUGUGAUUUAUAGUAUUUUGCUUGACGGAAUGUGCAGUGCUGGAAAACUGAAUGCUGCAUGGGAACUCUUUUCAAGUUUGCCUGCUAAAGGUUUACAAAUUAAUGUUUAUACUUAUACCAUUAUGAUUAAAGGUCUCUGUAAACUAGGGCUGUUGGAUAAAGCUGAAAACUUACUGAUGAGUAUGGAACAGAAUGGCUGCCUGCCAAAUAAUUGCACCUACAACGUCUUUGUUCAAGGCUUGCUGACAAAAAAGGAAAUUGUAAGGUCAAUAAAAUACCUUACAAUAAUGGGAGACAAAGGUUUUUCAGUAGAUGCUGCCACCACAGAAAUGAUUAUCAACUACUUAUCUACUAAUGAAGGAGACACCAGAAUUCGAGAAUUUUUGUUUCCAGAAAGAUAGCACGUUUCAAGACUUUCACUAGACGUUUAUUCAAAUUCAGCCUCUCAAAUUCUCACGCCAUAUUUUUCUUAUUUUGGCAAUGGUUCUACUUCCUUUUAGAAUUUGAAAUUGCUAUUAUUCCUUGACCAUGAAUAAAACUGUAGCUUCUGUGCGGUCAAUCAAGUCCAGGGCUACUGUUGUUUCUGCUCCUGUGUUUCGGUCCACUGAACUUCCAGAAAAAAGGAAGGAGGUAACAAACUGUAUAUUACUUAACUUUGUCUGGAUAGGUUUUCUUAUCUCAAAUUGAUUGUUGCAUAGUCCCUUCCAUAGUUUUAUUCAAAAUUAGAGGAAAAAUACCAAU